Messenger RNA from Malaya genurostris, 1134 nucleotides. Its product is annotated as major royal jelly protein 3-like. The transcript is spliced from 3 exons. The coding region runs from base 1 to 1134 and encodes 377 amino acids. NCBI's taxonomy places the organism in Eukaryota, Metazoa, Arthropoda, Insecta, Diptera, Culicidae. Gene Ontology annotation, cellular component: extracellular region. The record is from RefSeq and is a predicted model, not a curated record.
AUGUGGAUUUUAUAUUGGUGUCUUGUGUCUGUAGUUUGUUCAGCGAAUAACAAAUCUACAGAUUUUUCCGACAAGAUCUAUAGAAUUAAUGGAAACUCAAUAGAUUUUCCAUGUGAAUCAACGAAGAACAUUUUCAUUAGCACAGAACGAUACAAUCCGAGUAAUAUCAUUCCGUUGCGCUUCCAAAUUGAUCACAAGCGUGACCGUGCGUUAUGUGUUCUACCGCGUCUACGAACAGGUAUUCCGAUCACUCUUGGAGUGAUUGAUCUUCAACGGCCAAGUUGCUACGCACAUAUCAAACCAUAUCCAUGUUGGGAUUACCAGGAAGAAGGCAACUGCAAUUCAUUCCAGUCUGUGGUGGAUGCGUAUAUCGAUAUCCGACACAACAUCUGGACACUGGAUACUGGAAUCACAAAUUAUCUACAACAGCCAAUCAAACGUUGUUCACCGAAGGUAGUAGCAUUCUCUUUAGAUAGCGACAGAACUGUUAAGACCUUCGACUUGAGUGAAAUAGUGAAGCCAUCAUCCAGACUACAACAUAUUGUUGUGGACUAUUCUUUGAGUGGUUCCCCCUAUGUGUACAUAGCGGAUGCUGAGGGAGCGAUCAUAGUGUUAGACAUACAAAAUGACAGGAGCUAUCGAGUUGUAUUGCCACGUGCCGUAGCAGUUGGCUGCAUAGAAACGGAUGUACUUUACCUUUUACUUCUGCGAAGACCCAAGAAUCAAAACACCAUAGUUUUUUCGUAUCUUUGCGGUCAGAAGGUAUACGCGAUUAAGUCCGAACAUCUUCGGACGGGUCGUGGAUCAAAUGCCAUAGUGGAGCUCGGGAGCAAACAGAGACAUAGCGUACUGCUUGGUACGGAUGGAGGUAAAAACGUGGUACUACGGUACAGAGGCGAAAGUGAACUGUACCUGUGGGACACUGAUCAACCCUACAGGGAGUGUAACUUCGUGCUGGUGCAGAAUCCCGAAGAAUGUCGACUGAGUACGCAUGUUGCUCCUGGAGGACAGGAUGAAUUACUCUACUCAUUGUCUUCAAACAUUGCUGACUACCUGAAUAGCACUAGCGGAGCGGGUGGAGCUUCCGCUCGAUUGAAAUUCAUCAGUAAGGAUUGUGAUGACGAUUGUUAUUGA